Phytophthora nicotianae INRA-310 is the source of this 1872-nucleotide messenger RNA. RefSeq lists its product as hypothetical. The transcript has a single exon. Bases 1 to 1872 code for a protein of 623 amino acids. The record is from RefSeq and is a predicted model, not a curated record. Lineage: Eukaryota; Oomycota; Peronosporomycetes; Peronosporales; Peronosporaceae.
AUGGGGGAAACGUCGCUCUUUCGUGUGGGGGACGACGUCGAGCUAUGGCGUGUGUUGGUGCACCUGAGCGUAUUGGUGGUUUGUCUGUUAUUGUUUGAGCGCAUGCUGCACCGUUUGGAAGUCCAUGCCGCCGUCUCCACCAAGUAUCAGCAGCUGCUGAGCAAAGCGUAUCGGGAACUAAUGAUACUCGGACUCAUCGGACUCGGGCUCAAAGUGAUCAAGGAAAUAUCUAGCGUCGACGGUAGCGGUGCUUCCAUCACAGCCUUUCAGGUCGCAGACCUGACCAUUUUCAUCCUGGCGUUGGCACUUAUCUUGCAGACCGUCUGCAUCUUUCUCAUACUGCGGAAGCACAAUUUCCUAGCAGAUCGAGCCGAACUCCUCCCAACAGAAGACUUGGCUGAUAUGUUACCUUCGUCAGCUUUGAGCCAAGAGACACAGGAGCUAGUUCAGCUGCGCUUGCUGCGUCAUUUGUUCCUUAAUCGAUUCGAGCUGCCACAGCUCUUCCCAUUUGCCAAGUAUCUUCGACAGGCGCAAAAUAACCAGAUCACACACAUGACCGAUGUGGGUGCACCAAUGUGGGCUUUGCUACUUGGCGUGGCUUGGAUGCUGGAGGGGAUCACAAUGGCCUUAAAUUAUGGGGAGCCAGCGCUGGCAAGGCGGCGUGGGCUUGUCAUUGUGCUGAUAGGUUUUUCGUGGGGGCUGUUGGCGUUACAUGUAGUUGUCUUCACUUUCUUCCGCUCAUGUGUUGAACAACUACUGAAGGCUGUUGGAAUGUCAGCAGAACAAUCCACUUUAGAGAGCCGCCUCAGGUUCAUCGCGCGCGAAGAAGCCCGAGCCUGGACUCAAGAGGAUGCUGGGAAUGCACUUUUGGUUAUGCAAAAGGUGCAAGAGCAGCGCGAAUUAAGCCACCGCGAACAGCAUCGUUCGAGCAACGGCAAAUACAGCGUGAAGUCCGAGUCAGCUUCGCUGAUAGAGAUUCGGUGGUUUUCACGGAAAUCGUGGCACUUUACAGUGAUGAUGCUGUUGAUGCUCAAUGGUUUCUAUCUUGCACUGAUAGUACAGUGCGUGUUCUACCAGCUCGAGAUUGUUUACGCUGACUUGGGACUUCUGGAGGUGCUGGCUAUUCCACUUCCUUUAGCUCUAAAUACUUUCCUUUUGCAACCGAAAAUAUUCCGGAGCUUUGUCCUGGUUAGCAGCAUUUUUAGUAUGGAUAGAACCACGUUGAGCGAGGUUGUUAAUCACUUCCGCGAAAUCGUAGAGCUGCGCUCUGAAUUUGCACUCUUAUUGUGCGUAAAAAUGCAAGCGAACAGGGUAUUAAUUGAUGAUCUGCAAGCGGAACUAAAACGUCGAGAUCCGAGCCGAUCUGGUUUUAUUGGCGUGGAGAAGAUGCGAGAAGUGUUGCGAGUCUGUGGUUUGCACCUGUCGAGGUUUAGAUUCAACAGCGUUGCCAAACUUUUGUUCGAGCUGAAAGAAAUGCGAAUCGACUAUGGUCAGCUGCUCAAGCUGGUUGCUAUCGCUCAGAGUGAGGAUCUAAGCGACAGUGCAUCCUCUGAACAAUUAAUAUUGAUCCAUCAUCACCCGCUACUUUUGCAGAGUGUACUGAGUGACGACGACGAAGAGGUGGUCACCACGGAUGAUAACACUUAUUCACCACCCCGUCCUGUACUAGCGACGUCGGCGCUCCUUACUGCAUCCAUCCCCAGUAGCGAAUGUGUCAAUGAAAGCAUAGCAGCUACAUCUGACGUAAGCUCCCUAUCUACACGACCUCAGUUGGAACGAAAAAGAAGUAAGUUUCAAGGAAUGAGCUCACGAACUCUUUGUGAUCUCUUUCACCUGGAAAAUACAGAAGAUCAAGCCGUGACAAUAACUUAA